AUGUCUUCUCGUGUCCUCAGAAUUGGUCUUAUCCCCGGUGACGGUAUCGGCCGUGAGGUCAUUCCGGCCGGUCGUCGUAUUCUCGAGGCCCUGCCCUCUUCUCUCGGCCUGAAGUUUGAGUUUACCGACCUCCAGGCUGGUUUCGAGACUUUCGAGAAGACCGGUGCCGCCCUGCCGGACAAGACCGUCGAGGUACUCAAGAACGAGUGCGAUGGUGCUCUCUUCGGUGCCGUGUCCUCGCCCUCCAAGGCUGUCAAGGGCUACAGCUCGCCCAUUGUUGCCCUUCGCAAGAGAUUGGACCUCUACGCCAACGUCCGUCCCGUCAAGACUGUCUUGUCCGCCCCGAACCCCAUCGACAUGGUGAUCGUCCGGGAGAACACUGAGGAUCUGUACGUCAAGGAGGAGAAGACCUACGAUGGCCCCGAUGGCAAGGUUGCCGAGGCUAUCAAGCGCAUCUCCUACAAGGCUAGCUCCAGAAUUGCCACCAUGGCCGGUGAGAUUGCUCUGAGACGUGAGAAGAUCAGACAAGCUGGUGCCCCAAGCAUCCACAAGUCUCCCCUCGUCACAAUUACCCACAAGAGCAAUGUCCUGUCCCAGACCGACGGCCUUUUCCGUGCCACUUCCCGAGAGGCUCUUGCCGCCGCGAAGUUUGCUGGCAAGGUUGAGGUUGAGGAGCAGAUUGUCGACAGCAUGGUUUACAAGCUAUUCCGCCAGCCUGAGGCCUACGAUGUCAUUGUUGCCCCUAACCUGUAUGGUGACAUCUUGUCUGAUGGUGCUGCUGCCCUUGUCGGUUCUCUUGGUCUUGUUCCCAGCGCCAACGUUGGUGAGGGUUUCGCCAUUGGCGAGCCUUGCCAUGGCAGUGCCCCUGACAUCAUGGGCCAGGGAAUCGCCAACCCUAUUGCCACCCUCCGCAGCACCGCGCUCAUGUUGGAAUUCCUGAACGAGGAGGAGGCUGCCGCCAAGAUCUACGCUGCCGUCGAUGCUAACCUGGAGGAGGGCAAGCUGCUCAGCCCUGACCUUGGUGGUAAGGCCAAGACUGAUGAGGUUGUCGAGGACAUCCUCAGGAGACUGUAG
Pestalotiopsis fici W106-1 is the source of this 1074-nucleotide messenger RNA. RefSeq names its product putative homoisocitrate dehydrogenase. Gene Ontology annotation, molecular function: isocitrate dehydrogenase (NAD+) activity; magnesium ion binding; NAD binding. The record is from RefSeq and is a predicted model, not a curated record. The coding region runs from base 1 to 1074 and encodes 357 amino acids. The transcript has 2 exons. Gene Ontology annotation, cellular component: mitochondrion. NCBI's taxonomy places the organism in Eukaryota, Fungi, Ascomycota, Sordariomycetes, Amphisphaeriales, Sporocadaceae. Gene Ontology annotation, biological process: isocitrate metabolic process; tricarboxylic acid cycle.